Messenger RNA from Arvicanthis niloticus (Nile rat), 2076 nucleotides. NCBI's taxonomy places the organism in Eukaryota, Metazoa, Chordata, Mammalia, Rodentia, Muridae. The record is from RefSeq and is a predicted model, not a curated record.
AUGGGCGCACCACUCUGCACUCCGCCUCUCUGGGUCGCUGGGUCCGAAUCUUCUGCCAGCGUCAGCGCGGCCGUCGAGGCUGAGUCAGAGGAGCGAGAAGCCAUAGCCACGUCUGCUCCUAGGGAAGUGGCUUUCCGCCUGGAUCUGGGCUCCGCGUCCUCGUGCCUGGGCGUGUUCCUGCAGGGCUGGGUGGAGAUCCUUGCCAAUGACCUGGGCAACCGCACCAGGCCAGCAAGUGGUCUGAACGCGCUCCACACGGUGUUCGACGCCAAAAUGCUGAUAAGCUGCAAGUUCACAGAAGUGACUGUGCAGCCGGAGAAGAAACACUGGCUCUUCCGGGUGGUGAGCGAUGGCAGUGAGCCCAAAGUGCAAGUGUUCUAAGGCCGGUGAGGUAGUGGCGUUUAUGGUGCCUGCUACUUCAACGACUCGCAGCGCCAGGAGACCAAAGACGGGGUGGGGUGAAGUGCCAUCAGGAGACUCAACGUGCUUAGGAUCAUUAAAGAGCCUACUGCAGUCGCCGUCGCCUGCCAUCUGGACCAGCCGUGUGCUGGAGAGAGCGACGUGCUUAUUUUUCAUCUGAGUAGCGGCACUUUCAAUGUCUCAGCCCUAACUAUUCACGCUGGCGUCUUGGGGUGAAGGCCACAGCUGGAGACACUCACUCAUCUAGGUGGAGGGGACUUACCCAGCCAGAUGCUGACCUAUUUCAUGGAAGAAUUCCGGGGCAAGCAUGGCAAAGAUGGGAACGGAAACAAUAUGACACUUCGCAGAUUAUGCACUGCCUGUGAGCGAGCCAAACGCAUGCUGUCCUCCAGUACCCAGUCUACCUUGGGGACUGACUCCUUGUUCCAAGGUAUGGGCGUCUACACUUCCCUUAGUCGUGCCCUCUUUGAACUGUGCUCAGACCUUUUCUGCAGCCCCCUGGAGCCUGCAGAGAAGGCCCUGAGUGAUGCCAAACCGACCAAAGCCCAUUUAAUCCACGAGGUCAUCCUUGUGGAUGGUUCUACUUGUAUCUCUAAGGUUCAGAAGCGUCUAUAAGACGUCUUCAGCGGCAAGGAACUGAACAAGAACAUCACCCCUGAAGAGGCUGUGGCCCAUGGGGCUGCUGUGGUGGCUGUGUUGAUGGAAGACAAGUGUGAGAAGAUGCAGGAUCUCCUGCUGGGUGUGGCUUCCCUGUCCCUAGGGCUGGAGACAGUGAUGACCACAUUGAUCCGGUGGAAUGUCACCAUCUCUACUAAACAGACCCAAGCCUUCCCUACUUACUCAGACAACCAGCCUGGGUCCCAGGCAUAUGAGAAUGAAAGGGCUGUGACAAAGGAUGACAACCUGCUGGGCAGCUUUGAGCUCAGUGGCAUUCUCCCUGCCCCACAUGCAGUUCCCUGGAUGGAAGUCAUUUUUGACAUAGAUGCCAGUGUCUGAGUCGACACUGACUGGAGUACAGGCAAGGGUAACAAGAGUACCGUCACCAAUGACAAAGGCCACCUCAGCAAGUAGGAGAUGGAGAGGAUGGUUCCAGAGGCUGUACAGUACAAGGCUAAGGAUGAGGACCAGACAUACAGAGUGGCUGCUGACAAUUCCUUGGAAGUCCUGGUUGUCCUAGUGAAGAGUUCCUUGCAGGGAGAUAGCCUUAGGGAAAAACUGCAGGAAGUCCUGGCCCUGCUAGAACACAACCAGUUAGCAGACCAGGAGUGUGAACAUCAGAGGAAGGUGCUGGUACAAAUGUGCUGCCCCAUCUUCUCUAGGUUUUGGUGGGGGGGAGGGGGUGGAAGAAUGGACAGUUGUGGGGCACAAGCUUGUCAGGAGAGGCCUGGUAGUGGCCCCAUUGCUGAGGAAAUCGAAUACCCCGUCAUGAUGAGUCCCUCCGUAUUGGACGAGGUGCCUCCACUUGCCACUCCUUACUUCCUUUUUCAUCUCAUCAUCGCCCCCUGGUACCGGAAGAACCGGAAGAGGUUUCCUUUCUCGGGUUUUAAAUUCUCCGCUCCAGAAGCUGCCCCAGAAUCCGUAAACUCCGUACCCGACCAGCGUCUACUCUUUCAAUACCUGGCGCUAUCUGAUGCCAUCCAUCCCUUGGACAGCUAA